AUGCAUCUCUAUAGUGCAUUUGCGCAUCAUUCACUUGCACACUUGCAUCAUUCACUUGCACACGUGCAUCAUUCACUUGCACACUUGCAUCAUUCACUUGCACACUUGCAUCAUUCACUUGCACACUUGCAUCAUUCACUUGCACACUUGCAUCAUUCACUUGCACACUUGCAUCAUUCACUUGCACGUCCACUCAUGCAUUUGCGCACGUGCACCAUUCACUUGCGCACGUGCAUCAUUUCGUUUGCUCGUUUUCAUUUUGGUAACAAAGACAGUGAAGUAAUGAUGGUUGGUAGUGAGUGGUUGAUAAGUGUAACAUAG
This is a messenger RNA of Brugia pahangi, 321 nucleotides long. Lineage: Eukaryota; Metazoa; Nematoda; Chromadorea; Rhabditida; Onchocercidae. The record is from the annotation of a GenBank genome assembly.